AUGUAUCGUUUCAGGUUUCAACUUUUCUACUCCACAGCUGCAGCUGCUGCAGCAGCUCCCCGCAACAAUUUGUUGGCGGAAAUGCUAGUGAACUCACUUGGUUUCUCCACAGAAAAAGCUAUUUCUACUAGCGCCAAGGUAACAUUCUUGAAACCUGGAAACAACAAGCCUCAAUUAGUCAUAAAUUUCUUCCAACAAAUUGGUUUGGACAAGACCCACAUCAAAACCCUUGUUUGUGCAACCCCUAGUUUGCUGUUUUCUGAUGUUGACAAAACCCUUAAACCCAAAAUUAAAGUUCUUCAAGAACUUGGCUUAUCUGGGUCCGACAUAGCUAAAGUCCUCUCAAAAACUGGGGAUUUCUUGUUUUCAAGUCUUGAAAAUACAAUCAGACGCAAUAUUAAUUAUCUCCGACAACUGUUAGGUAGUGAUGAUUCUCUUGCUAAAGCCAUUAAGAAAGACUCUAAAAUCCUUUGGUAUAAUGCCCCUAAAGUAAUGUCACCAAAUGUAGCUUUCCUGCGAAAUCUUGGGUUUUCAGGUACGGAUAUUGAGAAGCUUAUUGUACGAGAUCCAAGGAUUCUUCUUCUUAAAAAGACUAAGUGGCUUGAGAAUGCAGUGAAUCGAGUUGAAAGGAAUUUACACAUUCCUCGCGACUCCAACAUGUUUAUCUAUGGAUUUAUGGUUACUGCAUCCCUUGGGGAAUCGUGUUUGGAGAUGAAAUUACGAACUUUCAGGAGAUUUGGGUGGUCCGAUUUGGAUAUUCUUACACUGGUGAAGAAACUUCCUUUAUGCUUGACCUUAUCAGAGGCUAGGCUUGGUAAAGGAUUGAAUUUUUUCAUGAAGGAGCUUGGGUACGGAGCCGGUUACCUGGCUUCUCGCCCCGCUCUCUUAACAUUCAGCUUGGAGAAGAGGGUAUUGCCUAGGCAUGAAAUCUUGAAACUUCUUGACCAGAAGAAGCUAGCAAAGAGUAGCCUAAUUCUUUAUAGUGCUCUGACGGUGCCUGAAUCAAAAUUUUUAAAUAAUUAUGUGCUGCCUUAUACAGAUGAGAUGCCUGAGCUAUAUGAGUUAUACAUGAAUAGUAGAAGAUAA
Messenger RNA from Nicotiana tabacum (common tobacco), 1086 nucleotides. NCBI's taxonomy places the organism in Eukaryota, Viridiplantae, Streptophyta, Magnoliopsida, Solanales, Solanaceae. The record is from RefSeq and is a predicted model, not a curated record.